AUGGCCAUGGGGAGAGGUAUUGGAAUGACAGGCUUUGAUGGCUGCUUGGCAGUGAGGGAUGGAGAGGAGGGAAGGCUCGGGGACAGGGUGGAGGCGGAUUCGAGAGUCUUCAUGGGUGUGGUGCCAUUCACGGAGACGGAGGAGACAGCAGAAGCAGUGAAUCUCAUAGAUCAAGCCACUCCCUGCAUUCCAAUUGAUGAAUAUCGGAAAAACUCAAGUUUUAUGGAGCCUGCCCAAGGUCACGCAGCCGCCGAGGAACCGGGCCGGACCCGAGCCCGCGCGCCUGAAGGGCGGGAGGCGGGGACUGGGCGCGAGCGGCAACCCCCGGCCCCGGCCCCGAGCGCGAACGCUCCGGAGCCCCCGCGCGCAGCCGCCGGCCGCAGCCCGGGGUCCCACCUCGACCCCGCCUUCCGCCGGGAAGACCCCCCGCGCCCGGGCGUCGCGGGCGAGGGGCGCGCGCACGGACGAGACCGCACCGCGGCGCACGCGCACACGCGGGCAUUCACUCGCCCGCCGCCCAGGAUGAGACGCGAGGCAUGGAAAGUUCCAGCCGGUUCGAGAGCCCUAGGUAGCAGGCGCGGCGGAGGGGGCGCGGUCGCGAGACUGCCAGAGCCUUUAAGCCCGGGCUCGCGCGGCCGGAGCGUGCUUUCGCCGCCCGGCCCAGUACGCGCCAGGUCGCUGCCGUCCCCGCGGUCCCGCCACUUUGCGUCCCGGGAGCCGGCUCAGUCCGGAGCCGCCGCCUCGCGUUCGGGCAUGCCCCGCUACGAGCUGGCUUUGAUCCUGAAAGCCAUGCAGCGGCCAGAGACUGCUGCUGCUUUGAAACGUACGAUAGAAGCCCUGAUGGACAGAGGAGCAGUCGUGAGGGCCCUGGAAAACCUGGGUGAACGAGCACUGCCGUAUAAGAUGUCCGUGCACAGCCAGCGGCACAGUCGAGGCGGGUAUUUCUUGGUGGAUUUUUAUGCACCAACAACAGCUGUUGAAAGCAUGAUGGAGCACUUGUCUCGAGACAUUGAUGUGAUUAGACCGAAUAUUAUAAAACACCCUCUGACCCAGGAAGUAAAAGAGUGUGAAGGGAUCGUCCCGGUCCCACUUGAAGAAAAAUUAUAUUCCACAAAGAAGAAGAAGAAGUGAGAAGAUUGAGCAGCAAAGCCCUGCAUUUAAUUCUGUCCCAUUUGAGCAGCAUGGGUGACGUGAAUAGUUUGCAGGCGCGGCCUUUGUGUGAGCGUGUGUGGCAGGUGUGGCUGAUUUUCCUAGGAUAUUUUUAGCUCUUGGUCCCCUUCGCUUGGAGAGGUGGGGGAACUGCCUGCUGAGAACUGCUCUGUAAUCUGCUGCCAGCAAAUCACUCCGGAUUUUGUUUUCAUCAAUGUAAUUUCUCUGUCAGGACUUUCCCCCUCAAAACAGUAACAUUUUGAAGAGCAAAACUUAUAAAACUGCCUGGGAUUGUAAGCUAGUCAUCCAGACUGUAUAACGUGCAAAAAUAAAAUUUGAAGACUACUGGAUUAUGUGGGCAGC
Molecule: messenger RNA, 1512 nt
Organism: Propithecus coquereli (Coquerel's sifaka)
Lineage: Eukaryota; Metazoa; Chordata; Mammalia; Primates; Indriidae
Gene: MRPS6
Product: mitochondrial ribosomal protein S6
Biological process (GO): translation
Cellular component (GO): ribosome; mitochondrial small ribosomal subunit
Molecular function (GO): structural constituent of ribosome; small ribosomal subunit rRNA binding
Source: RefSeq, a predicted model, not a curated record